Sorghum bicolor (sorghum) is the source of this 2710-nucleotide messenger RNA. RefSeq names its product kanadaptin. The transcript has 12 exons. Gene Ontology annotation, molecular function: protein binding; mRNA binding. The coding region runs from base 96 to 2390 and encodes 764 amino acids. The record is from RefSeq and is a predicted model, not a curated record. NCBI's taxonomy places the organism in Eukaryota, Viridiplantae, Streptophyta, Magnoliopsida, Poales, Poaceae.
CAACGGCGAAGAUUGCUCGCUCGACUCGAUCCCGCAACUCGUCUCCCACCUCGCCGCCGUGUGCCCGCCGUCCUCCCCCCGCGACUGCCGCGACCAUGAACCCUUCCAUGCCACCGCCUCCGCCGCGAAACCCUAACUCCUCUUCGUCAUCCGCCUCCAUGCCGCCUCCUCCGCCCCAAAACCCCUCGCCGCCGACGGCGCGGCCGGAGGCGGCGUCCGAGCCCGACUUGUCCUCAGCGGGGGUGAGUGGUCGCGCUGAACCUAGCACAUCCUCCUCGAUGCCGCCGCCUCCGCCUCCAAAACCCGGCCCGUCAGCACCGCAGCUGGAGGCAGAGGCGGCAGGGGAUGAGGGAAGCGCUUCCCUGAGCCCCAGCGUGAGCGACUCGUCAGCGAAGGAGGCGCCCAACACCAUGGGGCCCUCCUCCGGCAACACCGUGGUGGAGGAAGCGGGCGCGUCGCCAGUGGAGCGGCAGAGGCAGCAGAGGGCGCGCGCGCCGUACGCCAUUCCCGAGUGGAGCGCCGCGCCUAGUCACCCCUUCUUCCUUGAGGUGCUCAAGGACGGGACGAUCGUUGAUCAACUUGACGUGUCCAAGAAAGGAGCUUACAUGUUUGGUCGAAUUGAUCUGUGCGAUUUUAUUUUGGAGCAUCCAACCGUUUCUCGAUUCCAUGCUGUUUUGCAGUUUAGAAAUGAUGAGAAGGUUUUCCUUUAUGAUCUUGGUAGCACACAUGGAUCCUUCAUCAAUAAAAGUCUGAUCAAGAAGAAGCUAUACACAGAGAUUCAUGUGGGAGAUGUAAUUCGAUUUGGGCAAUCAUCACGGUUGUACAUUUUUCAAGGACCAUCUGAGCUAAUGCCUCCAGAAAAAGACUUGCAGAAGCUCCGGGAUGCUAGAAUCCAGCAAGAUAUGCUUGAUCGUGAAGCUUCUGUUUUACGUGCAAAAACUCAAGCAGCUUUGGCAGAGGGAAUCUCAUGGGGUAUGGCAGAUGAUGCAAUAGAAGAGUCUGCAGAGGAUGAUGCAGAUGAAAUUACUUGGCAAACCUACAAAGGUCAGCUUACUGAUAGACAAGAGAAAACUCGUAGCAAGAUAGUAAAACGAAUGGAGAAGAUUGCCAACAUGAAAAAAGAAAUUGAUGCAAUAAGAGUUAAAGACAUUUCUCAAGGUGGGCUAACCCAAGGUCAACAAACACAAAUUGCACGAAAUGAACAACGGAUAUCUCAGAUUAUGGAGGAGCUAGAUAAUCUAGAAGAAACUUUAAAUGACAGUAUACGGGAAAGUAUUGGUGCUCGUUCUGGAAAGGCAAAGCGUAGCAGCCAUAAAGCAAGUCUCGAAGAAGAUGACAUUCUUAGUGAUGAUGACGAAUUUUAUGAUCGAACGAAGAAGAAAUCUAGUCAGAAAUCAAGUGAGCAACAAUCAGUUGAGACUGCUGAUAGCCUUCUUGAGAAAAAAGAUUUCAUCACCAAUGAUAUUGAAAAUAAAACAAAAUUGCUUGAAGAAGAGAAGCAUAAGCUGUCUCAGAGUGAUACUCCAGAUGUCAGGGAUGACCUUGAUGCUUAUAUGAGUGGCUUGUCAUCUCAAUUAGUACAUGAUAAGAUUGCCCGAAUUCAGAAGGAACUGUCUGAUCUUCACGAUGAGCUGGACAGAGUAGUUUACCUACUGAAAAUAGCUGACCCUAUGGGAGAAGCAGCUUCUAAGAGGGAUCUAAAGCCAAGAGAAGCGAAACCUCCAACAUCUAAUGAUAAUCCAAGGCUAGAUUUGAAGAAACAAAAUAAAAUUGGAAAAGCUACAGCUGAGGAGAAACCCAAGGAUUCUUCUAGAGAAGUAGGCACGGAUAAACCUGCUAAAUUACAGACAGAUGUCUCUAAGAACCAAGAAGAUGGCAGCAGACCUGCAUUUGCCAUCCCAAAACCUCAAUGGCUUGGUGACAAAAGGAUCAUAGAACCUGAAGAAAACUUUAUAAAGAAAGAAAAGUCUGAUGCAGAGGAGCCUGAUAAUUUUGUGGACUACAAAGACCGGAAAACCAUUCUUUCUUCAGGCAGUGGAAAGGAGCUUGAAGAGGCCGCCCCUGGGCUUAUUUUACGGAAGAGAAAGUCUGCUGAAGAGUCAGUUGCCAGCGAGGCAAAUUCAUCUUUGGUUGAAAGUGAAGCAUCAGUUGCUGAUGCUGUGGCCCUUCUGCUUAAGCAUAAACGUGGUCUACAAACCUCGGAAGAAAUGGAGAAUGAGAACGAACCAAAUUCUAGCAAGAGAGAAGGGAAGAAGUCUAAACAAAAACGUGUAUUGGGCCCAGCAAGACCAGAUUUCCUUGAAGCCAGACCAGAUUCUGAAACAUGGGUGCCACCUGAAGGUCAAACUGGUGAUGGCCGCACUGCGUUGAAUGACCGUUUAGGUUAUUGAAAAAGUUCUUCCAGCAACAACGCCCCCUGUGGAGAAGUGCAGCAUAGUGGUUAUGGUGCAGAGCCUGUUUGGGGCCAUAUUCUGUGAAGACAUUACAAUAGAAGCUGAGAUGGUUUAUUCUGUUAAUGGCAAGUUUGGCAAAGGAACUAGGUUUUCAUUGACAUAGUGGUCUAUGCUAAUCCUCUCGCUUUGUAAAGAGAGGGUACAGAGACUAUACAGGCUGUUGAGGUUCAAUGUAUAUCACCACCAGAGUGUACAUUUUGUACUCUCACUUGUCCUGUUAUUUUGCACUGGCACCACGUUUUUUCAUUCUUCAUUCA